AUGAUUGUACUGAUCAACUUGUAGUUAAUAAAAGCUUUAGUAAAUUUAUACGCUCAGUUUGUAUUAACUGGUCAAGAAAUCAGAUACACUUGUAUAUUGAUAAGAAAAAUUUCAUAAUCGUUUUCAAUUAUGUCGAAAAAUUUUUUUAAAAAAAUUAUACUCAUUAUAGUUUUUUUGUUUUUAAUCAGUUUAUCUUGUGCUAAGGAAGUCAGCAUUGAAGAGACUGAUGUAUCGAAUGAUAAUGAACACUAUAAAAUGACUGAUAAAUUUAAUGAUAUUAUUGGUAAAUUAACUAAUAAAAAUUUAGAACGUCUUAUGAAUUAUGGUGGUGUAUUAAAAACUCGACUAUACGAUAUAAAUGGAAUGUUAAUUUAUCAAGAUGAUGAACACUUGAGUAAAUUUCGAAUUACAGAAGUAACACCAAAAAAUUAUAAAGACAAAGAAUUGAGAAGAGAUUCGGAUACUUUUAAUGUUAUCAUGAAAGAUUUGUCACCAUUUGAGCUGGAAUCAAGUGAAGAACAAAUAUCAAAUGAAGUUAAACGAAGAUUUAUUUCAAAAAAACCUGAAAUAAAAAUGAAUAAUGCCAUGAAAAAUAAUAAUUGUAAUAAUAUGAAUUGUAAUAGUGAUGAUAAAUCCAGUUGUUGUCCAAAUAACAGUGAUAAUUUACAAAAACAAAUAGAUGAUAGAUCAAGCAAAAAUAUAGACUCAGAAACUGAAGAAAUUUCGGAUGAUUCUAGCCUUCAACAGGAAGAAAUAAACAAGCCAACUAAAUGUCAAAAAUGUAGCUGUAUUGAUAAUUGUUAUAAUGGUUGUAAUGAUAAGGUAAAAAAAAAUAAUUGUCAAGGAAAUAAAUGCAAAGUCUUGAAUACAGAUGCUAGAAAAAAUAUAAAUGAUAAUGAUAUUUCUAAAGAAAAAAAAAUUGAUGAAGAUAAAACAAGUGAACUUGAUGAAUCUACACAAAAAGAUUUGAUAAAAAAAUCUAUAAAAUAUUAUAAAAUCAAGGGUGUAAAUGCUUCAAUAGGAUAUGAUGAUGAUGAUAAUGAUACAAAAGUUCAAAGUUCAUCAACACUGUUGAAUGAUAAAAAUAUUGGUAAAAGACGUUAUACUAUGUCAUUAAAUUCAUUACUAACAUUACUUGAUGCUGAUAAAAAAAAUAUAAGAAAAAAUAUUCAAAAUAAUGAAUUUAGCAUUGAAAAAAAAACAAAAGUUAAGUUAAAUUCUAGUGAAUUAAGUGGGCGUGGUAACAGUUAUGAAGACAUUGACCUUACUCGUAAAAAUAAAAAAUUUAAAGAACCCCAGGUAUCAUCUAGACAUAUUACAAAGGAUCAAAAAAUAAAUGAAAAUGUGGCUGGUGUUAUUUUACCACCACAAUUUAACAUUACGGAAAAUGGUCAGGAUCAAAACAUCAAAAUUCAUGAUAAAGAAAAUUCUUCUUUCAAUGAAGAUAAAAUUGAAUUUUCCAGAAGAAGUGAUACAAAAUUAUAUACAAUAUCAUCAAAUAAUAAUCAUUCAGUUGAUUUAAAAAUAUUAAAUGACAGUCAUUAUGAAGAUUAUAAAAAUAAUUUUGAUAAUGAUGAUUUAAAAAUUGAUAAACCAGCUAAUAGAAUGUUUGGUUUUGAUACACCAAUAAUUGGUAUUAAAACUGAUUUAUCUCCAAAUAAAAUUCAAUCAGGUAAAAUAUUAUCAUUAAAAAAUAAUUUAAUUGGAAAAACUUCAACAGAAUCAUCAAAUAAUAAAGAAACAGCAACAGAAAGUUUAGAUAAAAAAUUAUUAAAUAUAAAUAAAAAUUCAGAUAUUGAUAAUACAAAUAUUGAAGAACAUGAAAAUGAAGAUACUCCAAAAAAUAGAUUAUUUGGAUUAUCAACUUUUUUUGAUGAACCAUCACAAAGAGUUACCUAUAAAAAAAGAAGAACAUCAAAUGAUAUGAAAACUUCAGCAUUACCAUUAAAAUUAAAUAGCAAAGAAAUAACAACAGAAGCUUUGAAUACAAAAAUUUCUAAAAUAACAAAAAAUAAAUCUAAUGAUUUAUCAAGUUCUGAAACAUUGAAGCUUGAAAGAACACCAACAACAACUGUAUCUUCAAUUACAGAGCCUAUGAAUGCAACAAAAAAUCCAGCUAAUAAAACUCUUAAUUCAUCUACAAAUAAUAAUGUUACAACAGAAUUAAAUAAUGCUGAAACAACAACAACAACAACAAUUAUUAAUUCUUUAAAUUCCACAACGAAAAUAGAUAAUUCUACAGCUGUAGUAACUAAAAAAUAAAAGUUGAGAAAAAUUAAACUAAUAAAAUAUUAUAAAACAAGUAAUACAUGUCACACAAAUUUAUUUGUCAUAAAUAAUUUUAAAAAA
Aphidius gifuensis is the source of this 2349-nucleotide messenger RNA. RefSeq lists its product as uncharacterized. The coding region runs from base 130 to 2262 and encodes 710 amino acids. The record is from RefSeq and is a predicted model, not a curated record. Lineage: Eukaryota; Metazoa; Arthropoda; Insecta; Hymenoptera; Braconidae. The transcript has 2 exons.